CAGCUCCUCCCUUCUGGCCGGAUGGACAGCACAGCGUGGUCUUCGGCUCCGGCUCCGGGGGACCUGGCUCGGGGCAGAAAGCAGCCUUUUAUAGGCGGCCCGCAGCUGCUGCGGCUCACACCGCCACAGUGCGCUGCCGCAGCCAGGCGCCGCUGCCCGGAGCCCUCCGCGCUGCCCAUGGGACCCCGCCGCCCGGCGCUGCCCCCGCGGCCGCCCCUCCGGCCGCCGCUGCUGCUGCUGCUGCUGCUGCCCGGCGUUUAUCAAGGCACUUUUGAAAAAGCCCAUUUUAGAAAUCGAAGAGGAAUUCUUGAAUUAGCUGGAGCCAUUAGAUGUACUACAGGACGAUCUCCUUUUGCCUACCUACGUUAUGGAUGCUACUGUGGUCUGGGAGGAAGAGGAUGGCCCAAGGACAGAGUGGACUGGUGCUGCUUUAACCAUGACUGCUGCUAUGGUAAGGCAGAACAAGCUGGUUGUCAUCCAAAGACAGAAAGCUACCACUGGGAAUGUGAAGACAAUGCUGCUGUGUGCGAAUCACUAGAAGAUGAGUGUCAAAAAAUGGCAUGUGAAUGUGACCGUGAAGCUGCCAAAUGUUUUUCUAAAGCCCCCUAUCACACAAAAUACCUUUUGUGGCCAGACUUUAUGUGUGGUGAGAUUCAGCCUUUGUGUAGAUAUUAGCUACACAGCAUCAGUCUUUAUGAAAACUCUGUAUGUAUUUAAAUCUAAAAUAACUUUUUUUUUUUUGUCACAGUAGUGACCACAAAUGAUUUUCCCCUUUCUUGAUCCUCCUUCCUGUCACCUCAGCACCUUCACCCCAGAAUGGCCAAAAUAAAUGUUUAUCCUCUUAUUUACCUUCUAGAGUGCAUGGACUAAAAGCAAGUUUGUCAGUUCUGUGUAAGCUUUUAUUGACUAAGUAGGAAUUUGAGUUUUUCAGCUUGAGUAACUGACUUAAAAUUAAUUUCAUUUAUAUUCAGAUUCACAGUUUUCUCAGUGAAUUAUAUUACGAAUCUGAAAUUUUCAUCCCCUCUCCACUGGCUCUAAGAUAGAAAUCAAACUUCUCCACUAACAUUUACUUUAACAUUUGUUUGAACUGACUGGAAGAAAUGCUUGAAGCGACAGUGUCAGCACAAAGAGCCUUCCCAUCUACGUCAAAUUAUUGUGAAGACUAAUUUAACUUUUGCACCUCAUUCACCUAAGUAGUCCUACCUGUAUUAAAAAUUGCCUAAUAUAAUUAUUUCUUUCUAGUAUUUACAUUUUAAACACAGUUUUUCUACGAAGUUGUUCAUUUGAUAUGGCUCAAGCUCCUUAUUCUAUGUACACCUUGAGUUUCCUGUAGGCACAAGAAGAAGUUUGACCCUUAAAACUACAGAGCCAGACUGAAAAGUGCAAAUGCAAACCAUCACCAAGACAGAUACAUGAAAAAAAGUAGAUGUUACUGGGACCAACUGUCUUUCCUGGAAGUGUUUGAUCUUGGAUGACAGAUGGAUCUUGGAUGACUCAAACAGCAUGAGUUUGCCAAGUUCAGAAGUUCACAAAGUUGAGAAGUUUACAUUGUCAUAAGGAUGUAAAGAUAGUUUAUAGCUAGGGUCACUUCCUAGUUUUUGAAACCUCUUAAGAAGAGGCAUCAGUAACACGAAUUGCUGAAUAAUACACUUUGUAACUGCUAAUGUUAACAGUUUAAGAACCAGGAGUGUUUAAUGUCUCACCCACCUCACUCACUUAGAGCUGCAGGGCUACAGAACAAAUUUACACACAUCAAAGCUAGUGACAAGUACUUCAGUAUAAAAAAACCAGCCAAAACAAACAACACUUCUUCAGGAAGGAUGAAGAUUUUAGAAGAGAUCUUUAAUCUUUAAAAAUAUUCAUAGGCAAACUUAAAGUUCGUAUUAAUGAUACAAAUGAAAACAAAAUCAAAAACAAUGUAGAAUGCCAGGGGGCAAAGCUCUUGAAAAACCUAAAUUUUGCUUCAGUCAAAAGCCAUACAUUAACAAAUGGCGAUACUGUUUAUACAAAAUAACUUCCAGUCAAUAUUCACCCACAGAUCUAUAUACACACAUUGUGUUGCAGGAAGAUGUAAUUACAGUGUCAGGUCACUUUUCCAAAAUAAUCCUUUUAAGGGAUAACCCUGAAUUUAGGCAUUAGCAUCAAACAUCAAGAGGAUAGCAUUAAAGAAGCUGUUGGUGAAGUCUAACUGACCUGAAUAAAAAAUUUUGUACGGCGAUCACAUCCCAUUUUCCAAAAUACAAGAAAUCACAUGCAGCCUUUGCCUCCAGCAGGGGAAUUUUUGAAGAAACUACUGUGAGACUGUAUAUUUGACAGUCACAACUUUACAUGUAAAGCAGACUGAAAACACUUAAGUACUUUCCAUAUCAAGCCUAUCCAGGAAGAGCCUUCCUUUGGAAAACUUAAGUUGAGGAACAUGCUUGCUGGUAUGAAAUGCUAAGUAAAAAAAAAAAAAAAAAAAAAAAAA
Phalacrocorax carbo (great cormorant) is the source of this 2467-nucleotide messenger RNA. NCBI's taxonomy places the organism in Eukaryota, Metazoa, Chordata, Aves, Suliformes, Phalacrocoracidae. The record is from RefSeq and is a predicted model, not a curated record.